This is a messenger RNA of Eubalaena glacialis (North Atlantic right whale), 670 nucleotides long. Its product is annotated as peroxiredoxin-1-like. Gene Ontology annotation, biological process: leukocyte activation; response to oxidative stress; cellular response to stress. NCBI's taxonomy places the organism in Eukaryota, Metazoa, Chordata, Mammalia, Artiodactyla, Balaenidae. Gene Ontology annotation, molecular function: thioredoxin peroxidase activity. Gene Ontology annotation, cellular component: cytosol. The transcript has a single exon. The coding region runs from base 43 to 582 and encodes 179 amino acids. The record is from RefSeq and is a predicted model, not a curated record.
AAAAUUGGGCACCGUGCCCCCUAGUUCAAAGCAACUGCUGUAAUGCCAGAUGGUCAGUUCAAAGAUAUCAGCCUAUCUGACUACAAAGGAAAAUAUGUUGUGUUCUUCUUUUACCCUCUUGACUUCACCUCUGUAUGCCCGAAGGAGAUCAUUGCUUUCAGUGAUAGGGCGGAAGAAUUUAAGAAACUCAACUGCCAAGUGAUUGGUGCUUCUGUGGAUUCUCACUUCUGUCACCUGGCAUGGAUCAACACACCCAAGAAACAAGGAGGACUGGGACCCAUGAACAUUCCCUUGAUAUCAGACCCCAAGCGCAUCAUUGCUCAGGACGACGGGGUCUUAAAGGCCAAUGAAAGCAUCUCAUUCAGGGACCUUUUUAUUAUUUAUGAUAAAGGUAUCCUUCGACAGAUCACCAUAAGUGACCUUCCUGUUGGCCGUUCUGUGGAUGAGACACUGAGACUAGUUCAGGCCUUCCAGUUUACUGACAAACAUGGGGAAGUGUGCCCAGCUGUCCGGAAGCCUGGCAGCGAUACCAUCAAACCUGAUGUCCAGAAGAGCCAAGAAUGUUUCUCUAAGCAGAAGUGAGCACUGGGCCAUUUUAGGGCCAGGCUGCAGCAGGUGGCCAUGAGAACAAAACCUCUUCUGUACUACUGUCAUGCUUAAAACACAAGAC